Molecule: messenger RNA, 798 nt
Organism: Ustilaginoidea virens
Lineage: Eukaryota; Fungi; Ascomycota; Sordariomycetes; Hypocreales; Clavicipitaceae
Exons: 1
Coding region: 1-798 (265 amino acids)
Source: RefSeq, a predicted model, not a curated record
AUGAGGACCAGAGAUACCGUUUGGUCGAUCGACCUAGGGCCCGAUGACUGCCUCUAUAGAAUUCUUCGCGAAAACGGACGCGAGCAGAGAGUGGUCUACGUCCUGCUCCGGCACCUCGACCUCAUCCCUGAAGAGUCACGGACUUGGGGCCCCGGAGUCAUACGAGAGCUGUCUAAACUCGCCGAUUGGGACGGCGGAUGGAAGACUUUGACAAUUUCGAAAGACGAUUCCGGUAUACGUACACGAGCAAACGUUUUCGAACCACAUCGCCUGCCUCGAGAACAGCCGCCAGGUCUAACCAGCAGCUUGUUCAACAUUUGCGACCUCGAGCCUGUCCAGAGUAUGAAGAGUCGGGUCACCCGCGUCCAGGUAAAUGGAGAACAGUGCUUCAUGAAGAUAUCUCGAUUUGAGUUUGAAGUCGCCGCUAUAGCGCAUGAGGUCAAGGUGUACGAGACCCUAAUGUGCCAGGGCUCAACCCUCGUACCUCGUCUGCUCGGAUAUGUCUAUGAAGAGACGCCGGAUCGAGUGAUUGGCUUCGUUUUGGAGGCCAUAUCCGGCCAUUACCCAAGCAUCAAGGAUCUAGACAUGUGCCGAGGGGCACUGCAGCGGCUGCACAGCCUAAAUAUCGUCCAUGGAGACGUCAACCGGUACAACAUGCUGUUGACCAAGGACGGGCCCAAGUUUAUCGACCUGGAAGUAGCCGAGAUUGACUCUCAAGAUGGAGCAAGAAUGGACAAGGAAAUGCAAGGCUUGGAGGAGCAGCUCAUGACGGAGUCGCGCAUAGGCUGUCCUUGGUAG